AUGUCCAUAGCUCGCCGCAGUAACUUAGAACGUCGCCGUGCAAGAGACCUAUGCCGGGAAACAUUUUCAAAGCAUAUAUAUCAGAAGCUUGGCAUUGAGGUACACCCUUCCGACGUGAGGACAAAUCCAAAAAGAAAAGAUCCAUAUUCUUGGAGAGUGCUUUGCGGCAAAGAAGAAUUUUUCUCACAAAUCUUCUCUAAAAACUUAAGCGAGCAUUCAAUUGGCACCUACAGACUGCUCAUAGAUGAAGUUGGUAAGACAUUUGAAGCUGUGAUAAAUACAAACGCAUCUGACUGCUUAAGCGCAUUGACUCCGCUUUCAACCCCUGAAAGCAGUUUUACUGCGCUUAUUGAUCACCUGAAGCUCAAUAAUGAUGAUCUAGCAUUUCAACUUCAUCAGGCAACAGCUGAAUUAGACAUGGAAUCCAAACGUCGACAGCUGGCAGAGGAGGAUAACCAGCGGUUAAAAGAUCGUCAAAGAUGGCUUGAGGAGCAACUACAAGAGAGUCAAAAUCUGGUAUUGCAUUUUCAGGGAAUAGUCUCUAGUUUAUUUGCUGUGGCUGAUACGGCGUUGCCUGCAUUGGAAGAAAUUCGGCAACGUGCAUGUGUAACCGAGUAA
Trichoderma asperellum CBS 433.97 is the source of this 618-nucleotide messenger RNA. The record is from RefSeq and is a predicted model, not a curated record. NCBI's taxonomy places the organism in Eukaryota, Fungi, Ascomycota, Sordariomycetes, Hypocreales, Hypocreaceae.